AUGACCGACGCGCGCAGACCACGAUCUCCCCAGAGUCAAGACUUGUCUGUCAGACCUGACAAGAAAACGCGUCUGGGAUCUGCGUCGCCAGCUCGUCCCGGUACACCAGUGAAGGAUGAACCAAACACAAAAUCCGGGGGGAAAAACUCUUCUCGGAAGAAGAAGCAGAAGCAAAAACACACCCUUCCGGAGCCAUACACGGCAGAAUUUGUGGUCGCGACAGAUGUUGCCAAUUUGCUUGGACAGGAAACGGUGGAUGCUGCUGUAGCCGAAGGAUCAGAGUGGAGCAGUCCCUUCCAACACCGUGAGGAGCUCGAACUCACCGUAUCUGCACUGUCCUCAAGUGGCGACUCCCUCUCCGUUGUGCCUUCAAAGCCAUGGGUCAUAGUUACCCCUCUGGCAUUGCCUGGUGAGAAAAUUCGUGUGCGGGUCUACCGGAGUGCUCGCUUGUACUCCUAUGCGGAUUUGCUCGAUGUCAUCACACCCAACCCGGAGUUCAGGGAUAUGUCCCGCGUGCAAUGCAAGUACUUCGGCAAAUGUGCCGGAUGCCAAUACCAAAUGCUUUCUUAUGAGAAACAGCUUGAUCUGAAGCGUGAUGUCGUGGUCAAGGCGUAUGAGCACUUCUCAGACCUCUCGCCUUCAUCGGUUCCGACGGUACCAAUUACCAUUGGUUCUCCAUUGCAAUAUGGGUAUCGCACGAAAAUCACGCCUCACUUCGAUGCACCUCCCAAGAAGCUGCAAAAGUCCGCCGACAAACCGCUUGUGACAAUUGAAAACAAGCCCGACUGGGUGAAAAUCGGUUUCAAUCAGAUUGGAACACGGCAGGUCAUGGAUAUCGAGGACUGUCCGAUUGCGACGCCCACCCUGAACGAAGCUCUCCCGCCACUUCGCAAGAACAUUAUUGAGCACGCAUUUUUGCAACCGUCCUCUGAUCAAGCUGCUGCAUCCGAACUCAUGUCUUCUACAAAUACUGGGCAUACCUUGGAGAAGCAUGUCUGCGUCACGGACCAUAAGGCAACAGUACGCGAGCGGGUAGGAGACAAUACGUUUGAGUACAUUGCUGGGUCGUUCUUCCAAAACAACAACUCGGUCCUGCUCCCGCUCACCUCCUAUGUUCGCGACGCGAUCUUCGCACACCACCCAUCUGGCCCCACUGCACCUCCGCGCCCGACGCAUCUCGUCGACGCAUACUGCGGCAGCGGCCUCUUUGCCAUCACGCUCGCGCGCUCCUUUCAAAAGGUCGCCGGCAUCGAGCUCUCCGAAGACUCCAUCCGCUGCGCGACGCGCAACGCGCAGCUGAACGACAUCCCGCCCGACCAGUGCUCCUUCAUGUCCGGGGACGCUGCGAACAUCUUUGCGACGGUACAAGACUUCCCGCGGGACCAGACGGUGCUGAUCAUCGACCCGCCGCGCAAGGGGACGGACGCGAAGUUUAUCGACCAGCUGCUCGAGUUCCAGGGCGCGCUCGUGGUGUACGUGAGCUGCAACGUACACACGCAAGCGAGGGACGUGGGCACGAUUCUGCGCAAGUCGGAGGCGAGGGGCGGGCGCCGGUACGUGAUGGAGUCGUUGGUGGGCUUCGAUCUAUUCCCGCAGACUGCACAUGUAGAGUCAGUUGCGGUAUUACGCCUGGUAUAG
Postia placenta MAD-698-R-SB12 is the source of this 1638-nucleotide messenger RNA. RefSeq lists its product as hypothetical. Lineage: Eukaryota; Fungi; Basidiomycota; Agaricomycetes; Polyporales; Adustoporiaceae. Gene Ontology annotation, molecular function: tRNA (uracil(54)-C5)-methyltransferase activity, S-adenosyl methionine-dependent. The coding region runs from base 1 to 1638 and encodes 545 amino acids. The record is from RefSeq and is a predicted model, not a curated record. Gene Ontology annotation, biological process: tRNA processing. The transcript is spliced from 6 exons.